Messenger RNA from Talaromyces marneffei, 1722 nucleotides. RefSeq lists its product as uncharacterized. The transcript has 2 exons. Gene Ontology annotation, cellular component: cis-Golgi network; Golgi apparatus; endoplasmic reticulum-Golgi intermediate compartment. The record is from RefSeq and is a predicted model, not a curated record. The coding region runs from base 1 to 1722 and encodes 573 amino acids. Lineage: Eukaryota; Fungi; Ascomycota; Eurotiomycetes; Eurotiales; Trichocomaceae. Gene Ontology annotation, biological process: UDP-glucose transmembrane transport. Gene Ontology annotation, molecular function: antiporter activity.
AUGGCAGUUGGGGCAUCGAGGAAUAUCACAGGUCAUCAUAGACGCCGGAGUUCUGUGCUGACGGUAGCGGGCUCGUCUCAGCUUCAUCCGGUGUCGACGGACAACUACUCAGACAGGGAAGGUCGUCUGAGCCCCAAAGAAGACGGCCCCAAAGGCGAGGAGCAGCAAUCUCUGAUUCAUGAUCAUACUGAUUCAUCGGAUUUAUCGUCCAUUGCAGAAUCAGAUGAAGAUGACUCCGAUGAUGGAAUUCACGAUGACGAAGAAACUGGAUUAACCGCGAAACAAAGAAAUGAACGGCGGCGACGGCGCAAGCGACAACGUCGGCGACUAGAUGCGAAGAUUGCUGGUGUUAGAGGCAAAACAAGCAAUGUGGUUGCGGACAAAAACGUAGCGGCAGCGCUUGCGGUCAAUGCAGGUCUGAUAGGUUUAUGGUAUUUAUUUUCAUUGUCAAUCUCUAUAUAUAAUAAGUGGAUGUUUUCAGAGGAUGAUAUCGUCUUUCCUUUUCCACUCUUCACGACAAGUUUACAUAUGCUCGUUCAACUCCUGCUCGCCGCCCUCAUACUCUUCUUCGUGCCUUCGCUUCGCCCUAAACAACAACCUGGUUCCUCCUCCAAAUCCGAACCAAUUAUGACAAAAUCAUUUUACCUUACUCGCCUGGUCCCUUGUGGCACCGCUACCUCGUUGGAUAUCGGACUGGGCAACAUGUCCCUGAAGUAUAUAUCUCUUACAUUUCUUACCAUGUGCAAGUCGUCUGCACUUGCUUUCGUGCUCCUUUUCGCAUUCAUAUUUCGACUGGAGACUCCUUCGGCUAAACUUAUUUUUGUUAUCGCUGCCAUGACCCUUGGAGUUGUUAUGAUGGUCGCCGGAGAAACGGCAUUUGAUGCUCGUGGCUUUGCUUUGGUUAUUGCUUCCGCUUUCUUUUCGGGUUUUAGAUGGGGUCUUACUCAGAUUCUCUUGCUUCGACAUCCGGCAACUUCGAAUCCGUUCUCGACAAUGCUCUUUCUCACGCCAGUGAUGUUCAUCGCAUUGAUUGCGAUUGCGCUCGGAAUUGAAGGACCUAACGAGAUCAUUGCAGGCAUCAAAGCGUUGGCGGAAGCCCGCGGGCAAUUUAACGGGAUUGCACUACUGAUCUUCCCAGGAAUUCUGGCAUUUUGCAUGAUAGCAUCCGAAUUCGCUCUAUUGAAACGUUCCUCCGUGGUCACUUUGAGUAUAUGUGGAAUAUUCAAGGAAGUUGUCACUAUCAGUGCCGCGGGCGUUAUCUUCCAUGAUAAAUUGACACCAGUAAAUGUUUCCGGUCUUUUUGUCACUAUUACAAGUAUCGCAGCGUACAACUACAUGAAAAUCAGCAAAAUGAGACGUGAUGCACGACAGGAAUUGGAGAAGAGGACGGAAGUCGAGGAAUACAGCGCCUCUCCGGACAUAGGAGACUCGAACGACGAACAUAUCGCAAUGAACCAGGCACCAAACCACGAAACAUUCAAUAAUCACCACACCACCACCAGCUGGAAUACUUAUGAAGCAGAUGUCAAUGACGAAAGCGCAUCUAGCAGCGGAGAAGGCGACGAGAAUGUGAACAUUACACCGAGAAAUGACGUUCGUCGUGGCCGCUUCUCAUUCCCUGUACACGUCAGCGGAACCUCUACAACACCUGGAGGAGGACAACCAGCACAACAACCGCAAUCUGUCCCCCAUUCACCUAUGAAUAUAUCCGACCCAGCAUAA